GAUAUGAUGACUACAACAAAAAUGUUACGAGAUGUUGCUCAAAAAAUGGAAAAGGAUAUGGUUACAUUUCCUGAUAAGCAACAACAGGAGGCUAUGGUUACUGAUUUAUUACAAUGUGUCGUGCGGAUUGGCAGCAAUUUGCUUAAUGCUUCUCAAUAUCCUUCGUGGAAAGACCUGACGUUUAGUGAACAAAUGCGUGUUGCAACUAGUUUAUUGAUUGGUCUAGAAGAAAAUUCAUUUCUACUUGCUGAUAUUAUGAUGAAGGAAAAGACAAUCACUCAUAGUGUUCAAAAUAUUUUAUUGAGUGUAAGAGUUAUUGCUACACAAAAUGUUAACACUGAAGUAUUUCCACAUUCGUAUUCAUCUAAUGCUGGAUUUUUCAUGAAUGACACAUGGUUACAAUUGCAUAGAACAGCAUUGCUUGAAAAUAGUGAAGCUGGUUUCAUAAGACUUGUUUACAUAGCAUUUGACAGUCUAGAAAAUAUUUUACAACCUCAAUCAAACAAUGGUGUUCGAAUAAUAAAUAGUAAAAUUAUAUCGGCAUCUCUUGGUAAAGGAAAACAUAUUCAAUUACAUCAACCAGUAAAAUUAUGUUUUCAACAUCUUCAAAUUGACAAUGUUAGUAAUCCUACUUGUGUAUUUUGGGAUUAUACAGAAAAUGGAUGGUCAGAAGAAGGAUGUUCUGUAAUAUAUUCAAAUCAAACUCAUACAUUAUGCAAAUGUAAUCAUUUGACAAAUUUUGCUAUAUUAAUGGAUCUUAAAAAUUCGGAUAGUGAACCUUUAAGCAUUGCAUCAAAUAAUAUGGUCAUGUAUAUAAGUUGUAUAUUUUCUGGAAUUUGUUUUCUAUUGGCCGCAAUUACUCUACAAUUAACAGUUAAAUCAAAUCGGACAGUAAUUUUGAAAAAUGUAUUUUUUUGCCUUUUCUUG
This is a messenger RNA of Diuraphis noxia (Russian wheat aphid), 927 nucleotides long. It is a transcript of the gene Cirl, whose product is annotated as Calcium-independent receptor for alpha-latrotoxin. Gene Ontology annotation, biological process: G protein-coupled receptor signaling pathway; cell surface receptor signaling pathway. The record is from RefSeq and is a predicted model, not a curated record. Gene Ontology annotation, molecular function: G protein-coupled receptor activity; carbohydrate binding. Gene Ontology annotation, cellular component: plasma membrane. NCBI's taxonomy places the organism in Eukaryota, Metazoa, Arthropoda, Insecta, Hemiptera, Aphididae.